Messenger RNA from Triplophysa dalaica, 5200 nucleotides. It is a transcript of the gene bicdl1, whose product is annotated as BICD family like cargo adaptor 1. Bases 362 to 2167 code for a protein of 601 amino acids. The transcript is spliced from 11 exons. The record is from RefSeq and is a predicted model, not a curated record. NCBI's taxonomy places the organism in Eukaryota, Metazoa, Chordata, Actinopteri, Cypriniformes, Nemacheilidae. Gene Ontology annotation, biological process: Golgi to secretory granule transport; vesicle transport along microtubule.
UACAGGCCGGAGAUCCGCAAAAUGACUCUGGUGUAAGCGAAGGGCGGCAAAAAUGGGGAACAACCUGGACCCCGGGGAUUUGGGGUGGACACAACGACUGGACGGCGAUCGCCAAGGAGGUUGACGCGCAGGACCGACGCGUUGAGUGUUUGUAACCCAACCGAAUGGGGAAGUGAUCAACUGAUUGCCAUUGGGAGGAUAUAAGGCACAUGAUCUCAAAUAAGCUUCUGGAUAUCAUUUUAUCAAUCACCGAUCCACUUCCAUGGCGUUACCGUCGACCCCAAACCAAACAGGUCACCUAGAGCCUGAACUAAAGCGGGCUGACUGGAUUUAAAACGCUUAAAUUGUCGUUUUCCAGGCGAUGUCCGCGUCCUGCCUCGACCUGCGCAGCGCGAUUUCAGCACCACCGCAGCGGGACAGCGACCGCAUGGACGCGGAUACACGCGCGCUGCUGCACGCGGAUCCCGGCGGGCUCGGCACGGCUCUGGAGGAAGAGCUCGCUGUACUGACCGGGGAACGGGAAGAGGACGCGGAGGGACCGGCCUCGGAGACACCUGUGAGCGGGCAGGACUCUAAUCUGCUGGCGCUUUUCCGACAGAAGGAGAAAGACUUGGUGCUCGCUGCUAAACUGGGCAAAGCUCUACUUGAAAGAAACCAAGACCUCACUAAGCAAUAUGAAAAAAUGACCAAGGAUUUGAACGACAAACUGGAGCUCCUGGAGCAGGAGAAGCACGAGCUGAGACGUCGUCUGGAGAGCCGUGAGGGGGAGUGGGAGGGUCGCGUGGCGGAGCUGGAGACAGAUGUUCAGCACCUGCAGGGGGAGCUAGAGAGACAGCAGGUGCAGCUGCGCGAGGGCGACCGCGACAAGAGCCGCGCCAUCAGCGAGCUGUCCGAACAAAACCAUCGGCUCCUGGAGCAGCUCAACAGGGCUGCUGAAGUGGAGAAGCAGUUAUCUACUCAGGUUCACACUUUACGGGAUGAUUUCAGAGAAAAAAGCAUCUCUACCAACCAGCACAUGACACGCCUUGAGACCCAGCAGGCCGAGCAAGGCCUUGAAAUAAAGAUGUUGGCGGAACGUAAGCAGGAGCUGGAGCAGCGCGUGAACUCAAUACUGCAGGAGAACGAACGGCUUCAACACACGGCGGACCAGCUGAGAGAGAGAGCGCUGAUGAUGGAGAGACAAUGUCACCAGAAAGACCUACAGCUGCGACAGAGUCAGCUUGAGCUACAAGAGGUGCGCACGUCUCACAGACAGCUGAGCUCUCGUCUGGAGGAACUGACGGAGGAACGCAGUCUUCAAGGCUUCACAUCCAACUCGCGCAGUCUUCUCUGUGAGAUCGAGCAGAGCAUGGAGCAGGAGGAGAUGGAGGAGGAGAGAGAACAGCUACGGCUGCAGCUCUGGGAGGCUUACUGUCAGGUGCGCUCCAUCUGCUCACACCUGAGAGGAAAUGACAUCACAGACUCCGCCUUGUCCACAGACUCAUCCAUGGACGAGUCUUCCGAGACGCUGUCGGCUAAAGACGUCCCCACGGGCAGUUUACACGCCAGUCUGCUGGAGCUGCGCAGACUCACACAAAACCUGCUGGACGGCAACGAAUCAACGGGUUCUCGCCGCAGUGAUGAGGAGGUUCUGGAGGAGCAGGUGCGUAAACUCGGAGAAGAACUUCGAGAACUCAGAGAACUGUAUGAACAAGAGCAGGAGAAAACACGCUGCGGUCAGGAGGAGGUUCUGCAGCUUCAUGAUCAGGUGGCGCUGCUCUCUGUGGAAGUUUCAUCUUCAAGAGAAGAGACUGAGAGAUUGAGACUGAUGGUAGAAGUUAGUGAACCCAACGAAGCGUUACAAAGUGCCAUACGAGACCGAGAUGAAGCCAUUGCCAAGAAGAAAGCGGUUGAAAUGGAGCUUGGCAAGUGUAAGAUGGACAUCAUGUCACUCAACAGUCAGCUGCUGGACGCCAUUGAGCAGAAACUCAACCUGUCUCAGCAGUUAGAAGCCUGGCAGGAUGAUAUGCACCGAGUUAUCAAUCAACAGCUGAUGGAUAAACAUCAGGACGAGUGGAGAGAUUCUCCAUGUUCCUUUAAAGGACCACAAGGAGGAGAACCUUCCAGAAGAUCUCAUCGCCUCUCUGAUGGAGACAAGCGCCUCUUUUCAUUCUUUAAGAAGAACUGACGAGGACAAAGAGAGAGAGAAUGUGAGGAAACAAGAAAUACAAACUUAGUCACUAUAAAUCAGUCUAUUGACGGCUCGAAACCGUUCUGCACUUUAUCCGUCCUCUCAAUCCUCCGACAGAAAGAUUCCAAUCCUCCGAUGAGAGAAGGGCAUUCUGAGGUCCGGCCUGUGUUCUUUCUCUCUGAUAGGGUAACUCAUCUGAUUCAGGGUCAGUUCAACAGGUUUGACAGGGUUCUCCGGCCCUAUCAGAGGUGCGUUUCUCCUGCGAGUGCCUCAGAAAGCAUCACCUCACCUCACUGCCAGAGAUACGACACAAACACACGACUGGAUUCACUGGAGACUAAACUCAGGCCGAACUACACUACAGAGGGUUUAAAAGAGAGAUGUACACCAGAUCACCAGAUCCAGACUAAAUCCUCAGUGAAUGUAAACAUGGUAAAACAGUAUGAGUUUUAAACUCAGCACAAAGUAUUAAUAUAUGAAUAGAAGAAUGGGAAUGUGUCGGUUCGACGGAAACAUCCUCAGUAUUUUUUCUGGAUCUGUGGGCGCAGAGAAACAUUUGAUCUUUGGUUUUUUCACAUCUCUAGUGCUGUGCAUCAGGGCUUGUCUGAAAUAAACCUACACACCUAAUAAAUUAAUUAAAAACUAUUUCGAAGAUGUUGAAGUUUAUAAACGGUCACUAGAAAGGCACGUCAAAUUUAAGGUUUCACAGAACGAGGCUUAAUGGUCUAUGCACAUGAAAAUUUCGUACGUGUUUUUUGUUGUAUUUAGCGCUGGUUUGUACGGCGUCUCUGGAUUGUCAAAUGCCUCUCAAAAUGCUUACUACGGAUGGAAAGCAGGAAAUUAUCGGAGGCAGUGUGUAAAUGUGAUUGACACUACGUGAGGUCGUAUUUAUUUUUUGACGUGCUGACAUUUCCGAGGCAAAUUUCGGACUCAACGUGCAAUAGCUUUAAGACAAGUCCCAAACUCAAAUGAAAGUAACUGAAAAUAAAUUGCCCUGAUAUAUCUUAAAAUAUGUCAUUGCCAUAGUUUUGUCUCAAGAUGCACACCAUUAAAACGUUAGUAAAAGGUAUUUUAAUGAAAGCGACUUAAAUAUCCAAAUUUUACUAAGGCGUAGUCUUGUCUGUGAAACCGGCGAAAGAAUAAACGUCAGACGAAUGAGUUUUAGUCUUCGUUUUUCAAAAUAAAACCAAAGAAAUAAAGGGUUCAAAUCCAUGACGAGUACGGAGCUGUGAAAUGGACACAUCUUAUAGAGACAUUUAGGGGAUUUUUGACUCUUUUUCUCAGGAGAAAUAUCUGAGAUGACACUUUUGUUUCCAAAAUCUCCGUCCUGAUCACGGUCUGUGAUGUGAAUAAACCAAAGAGCAGAUGUGCUUCAUUUUGUGUCUUGAGACACGACACAGCAUCAGAGAUGAAUGUCCACACACACAAACACACAAACUCAAAGAUGCAUACUGCUAGUAUGCGAUUCCACUUUAGUGUGCGUUUGUGUGUGUGUGUCAGUUAAGGUCGGUCAGAUUUUGAGCAAAGCUAUGCAGCUGUCUUCUUUCUCAUUGUGUGAUUUUUGGUUCGGAGAAACCCAAAGAUUGAUUUUUAUACGCAUAGAGACACAAAUAGGUUUGGAAUAAAAAGGAAUCGAUAUAUUUGUAAAUGUAUAACUUUUUUAGAAAAAUCUUCAUGUAAGCAUCUGUUUGUUGGUGUAGUCUGAUCUGUAUGUUUCUGAUGUUUGAGUGGUGUUCUGUUCUGCUGUCUGAUUGUUAAAGCUGCAGAUUAUACUCCAGAAAUUAUGCUAUAAAUAUAAUCACUAUAAUGAUGAAUAUAAAGAGAUUAUUGAGACGGCCUGCAGUGGGAGACACUACAGGAAAAACAAACCUUGGUCAUAUAAUAGAACAUCAAACACUUUUUUUCAUUGUUCAAAAACCCUUCCAUACCAGUAAUAUUAUAAAAGCUAUAUGAAAUGACAUUUACUCUAACAGCACUUUAAAUAAACUAAAUGGCCAUUAAAAGACACUCGGCGAAUGCAUUAUGUACGCUGCAAAAAAUAUUGAAAAUACAACUUUAUUUUGUACGUUGUUCUAAAAUCAGUCAAAAUUAUAAUUUAGUUCUGUAGUACCUACCCCUUACAUAGCAUCUGACCAAUCAGAGUCAAUCUCAUCUGAUGAUGUAAUAAUCAGACAGCAGUCUCAAUCUCUCGAUCUCUUCACGGUCCGAGUACUAACUGUCUUUUCUGUUCUGUAUGUAAAACACAUUUUCUCUGUCAUCUCUAAAGAUUCUUUUCUUCUACACGUGUGAUGUUACUUUGACUUUGUACUUUCUGUCCUGUUGUCAUUUAAAAGCUGUUUUUGCAAGAUUCUCCUGUCUGUGUGUCUGUGACUCUAAACUGAAUGUCUGAAUCAUGUUUCAUACAUUAAUCACACUGAGGCUGCGUUCCAAUUCACAUAACUGGUGAAGCACACACUUAUAAGGAUGCAGUGAGAACAGCAUUAGAACGAUAUAUCAUUAAAGUCCCAGUGAAAUUAAAAAUGAUAAUUCGUAUUUUUUCAUGAAAUAUUGUAGCGUUUAUGGUAAAUAGCUUAUCAAUGGGGGUCAUUUUCUUUCUCAAAUUCAUGUGGGCUCAUCAUCUUCAGUUAAAAUCUGAAAAUGCUCUUCCACCCUGUAUGACUAUCCAUCUCAAAUGACGUAAAUUCGACGGCAUGGGCGGAGCAUCCGCUAACUCCUCCCCUUCUACAGUCAGUCUGCUGCUAGUUCAAAAUGCAACAGCUGUUUUUAUAUAUCCAAUCAAUUCGCAGCAAAAAUAACCAAGCCACGCCCAUUCAAUUAUCCUUUGAAAUUCCUUUUUACUCGGAAAUAAGUCAGAAUACGAUAAUAAAUACUAUAAGUGCCGAUUGUUUUUUCUUUCGUAUCGUGACGUAUAUCCAAGAGAAACAACUUCUGGAAUGAGAAAAAAAUGUAAGGCGGGACUUAAUUCCGUUCUUAAGAGUACUGAUUGGAUCGUUAAAAGUUGGGUGUUGCCAACAAAACGGAGUCAGAUUU